UAGUGGGAGCGCAAAAUAAAACCGCACCAUUUGGAUGCUAUUUUUGCGCAUUUUGGUGUCGCUAACCGCCCUUCUUGCCUAGGCGAAGCGAUGAAUUUUGAAUUUGAGAGGGAGAUUGGGUUCAUCAACAGCCAGCCUUCCCUUGCUGAGUGCCUGACGUCUUUCCCCGCUGUCCUGGAGUCAUUUCAAACUUCAUCAAUCAAGGACUCGACAGUAAUUCCACCUCCUUUCGAGCACACCAUCCCCAGCCUGAGUCCUUGCACAGGCAACCAGGCGCGACCGAGGAGCCAAAAGCGAACCGCCUCCAAUGGCCUCCAGCUCCGGACGCAAGCACCACCGGCAGCGCAGCAGCACCAGCAGCAGGGCCCGGCUCCUCUGACGGGCGGCGGCCCCCUGGCUCACGAGUUCCCAUGGAUGAAGGAAAAGAAAUCGUCGAAGAAGUGCCCGAAGCCCGGAACAGCAUCGGCAGCCACUGCAGCUGCCUCUCCCUCUCCAGCAUCCUCUGGCUACGCCACCGCCGGACUCGAGUCCCCGACAGAGGUGCAAGGCGGGUUGGACAAUAGCGGCGGUUCACGGCGAUUGAGGACUGCUUAUACCAACACGCAGCUACUUGAGUUGGAAAAGGAGUUCCACUUCAACAAAUACCUCUGUCGACCCAGGAGAGUAGAAAUCGCAGCACUUUUGGAUCUAACUGAGCGACAAGUCAAAGUGUGGUUUCAAAACAGGCGCAUGAAGCACAAACGACAAACUACACACCAUCGAGACGGACAAGAGGGCGAGCCUAGCGGUUUCGAACCACUUGAAGGCGCAGAUGCUUCCUCGCCUUACUCGAACCAAGCGCUUGAGUCGUCUGGUCCUGGUUCCAGCUCAGGAUCGGCAGCAGCUUCGGAGGGUGAGACGUGCCCCACGGCCGCCUGCUAUACGAACAGUGUUGACAACAACCAGCCCACGCCCGAGGAAGGUCAGGCGGUCCAGGCAAAGUCGGCAUCUGUUCCUGACACGGCGGUUCACUCUCCACCCGUACCCACGCCCACUGCAGAUAACCCUUCCACAAUGGGCGAGGGCCGCGCAGCAGGGCCGGACCAUUCGUUCACGGAGCCGCAGGAUUCCUCUUCGCUUGCCGACUUGAAUUUCUUUUCGACUGACUCCUGCCUACACAUUUUCGGACGCUUUAUCACCAAGUCUACAGAGCUCACUGAUAGUCCCGUAGGACUUCUCUGAAGAGGAUUUUGACUUGUUUACGAGUACUCUUUGUACCAUAGAUUUACAACAUUUGCAGUUUUGAUUGACUCUAAAUUAAAAAAAGAACAAUCGAAGUGCAUCCCAUCACAGUAUUACGAAUGCUUUCCGUCUACAACAUUCCUGAAAGGAAAGACAAAAAAAACCUUCUGGGUUAUAUUCAGACAUAGUUGUGAGACGAAGCCGUAGCGGACACAAAUUAUUAAUUAUUUUGACAGUAUUACGAUGUUCUGUUCUAGCGAAUCCACAUCGGGAUUGCCCCUGUCGAGAUUCAGGUAUUUUAUUGCCUUUUGUUUAUCUGGAUUUAAGUUCGUGCUGACUUGCAGAUAAAGGUGCGGGGACUUUUUCAAUGAAACUCAAUCGUUGAAUUCUCAGGAAAUGUAUCAGACAUAAGGUUAGAUGAACUGCUUUUAGAAAUUCUCCGGAGACGGGCAUUGCCCCUGAUGAUGAAUUUUAGAACUAGUUUAUUUAUUGAGAUUCUUUAAUAGUAAAUUUCAAAUUAUUUAUUGUACAUUAUUUUCAUAGUUG
Molecule: messenger RNA, 1767 nt
Organism: Electrophorus electricus (electric eel)
Lineage: Eukaryota; Metazoa; Chordata; Actinopteri; Gymnotiformes; Gymnotidae
Gene: hoxb2a
Product: homeobox B2a
Biological process (GO): regulation of transcription by RNA polymerase II
Cellular component (GO): nucleus
Molecular function (GO): DNA-binding transcription factor activity, RNA polymerase II-specific; RNA polymerase II cis-regulatory region sequence-specific DNA binding
Source: RefSeq, a predicted model, not a curated record